AUGGCGAGCAAGAAGGCAACUCCAGCUAAGAUUGAAUCCUGGACGCCGCCUCUGUACUUGGGUCAGACGUCCUCCUCUUCCGAAGAUGACGCCCGCACUCCGGAGACCUGCAUGAUUGCGCAGGAAUGCGAGCAAAUCGCAAAGGGAUCCAGCCUGCCUUCUCUCGAGAUCAUGCUAGAACCAUCUCAGACAGGGCCGGAUCUGGUUCAGUAUCACAGCGAGAUGCAUUACAUGACUAUCAUCAGCGAGCUUGUCGAUGCAAAGAAGUCGAGUAGAGUGACGCGUAUCGUUGUGGAGGAUAGGAAGCCCAUGGCUACUAGACACACGCAGAUGAAGACGACGCAGGUUCGAGUUGUUAUUCAAGGGCUUGAUCCGCUUGAUGAGGAGUACUUGAAUAACAAAUCAGCGUUUAGCUUGCCUUCAAAACACAGCUGCGAAGCUAUGCUACAAGCCUACUUUUCCCUCGGCCACCCUCACGUGCCUAUUCUUGACCCCGUCGAAUUCGUCAAGUCGUACUUAUCCGGUUCAUUCUCCCUCUUCCUCAUGCAAGCCAUUCUCGCCAACGCUGCGCUGUACGCGCCCAUGCCCCUACUUGAAGCUUGUGGGUUUAGUGAGAGAUGCGAGGCCAUCGAGACGUAUUUCUCCAGAGCUAGUUUGCUGUACCAGUUUGGCUGUGAGAGGAACCAGCUGCGGUCGCUGCAAGGAUCGAUUGUGUUGGGGAUGACGGCCGUGACGGGAUCGUUUGAUCGGGAUUUCAGAUAUUGGAUUCACAAUGCGGUGAGAUUGGCCGUUAAGAUGGGAUUGCAUAAAAGACUAACAAAGGGGGUAUUACCAUCCGUCAUCAGCUUUGCGCACAAAGAGUCAGAAUCACCAACAUGUAAACUAUACCAAAGAAUCUGGUGGGCUCUCUACAUCCGCGACAUCACGCUGCUCCUCGGCGGUGCACAAAACAUGCGCAUGAUCCACGCAGAAGACAACGAAGUCCUCACCAUCCCAACCCCCGAAUCCCUCGGCGACGAUGUCCCAGCCUGCUACGCCCAUCUCAUUCCGCCUCUAACACAGCAGCAACGCGAAUAUUUCAUCGAAUACUGCCGUCUCGCACGAAUAGCAACAAAAUGUCUCUCCAUCUUGAAAUCUCAUCCCCGAGAAACCCUCGACCUGAUCCAAUCCGAGCUCCAUCUCUGGCGUUCCUCCCUCCCCGAAUCCCUCCAGCCCGUCCACCGCCCGUCCCACGUCCGCAGCGACUCCAUAUGGCACAUGGUCCUCAUGACUUCAAGUUAUCGCUACGAGAGCAUGCUCUGCCGCAUCCUGAGAAAGGAAUCCGAAGGCCGUGACCUGGAGCUCCAGAAGAAAUCCGCCCAGGCCGUGAGAGCAGCGAUAUAUGAGCUUGAUGCCAUCAUCGGACGGGCCAUGGCGUAUGAUAUGCUUUCCAUGCUUCCAAUGUCAUGCAUAAGCAUCGGCCCAACCGUCUUAGCACUACACCUCGAAAUCGUCCUCAGCCCCUCUGAAAGCGAAACCGUAAAAUCUCGCUCCCGAAUCUACAUCCACCAAGCCAUCGUCUUUCUCCAACAAUGCCGCGAUCUCCCCUUUAUGAAGAUUGCUCUCGAUCUCGUCGACUGGGCGCUCACCAAGCAAAAUCUCCUCUCCAUCGACAAGCUCAACGCGCCCCCGCCGCCUAUUGCAAGCCAUUUACAUCAACAGGAGCCGUUUGUGGAUCUGGAUAAGGAGGGCAGUGGCGCAGGGGGGGAGAACCAGGCCAUGGCGAAUGUAUCUGUAUUUGAUGUAAUAGAGAGGCUGGAUGAAUUUCUGGAGCUUGGGGCAAUGGAUGAUACCAUGAUUUCGGAUUUAUGGCAGAACAUUUCUUAG
Molecule: messenger RNA, 1866 nt
Organism: Trichoderma breve
Lineage: Eukaryota; Fungi; Ascomycota; Sordariomycetes; Hypocreales; Hypocreaceae
Product: fungal specific transcription factor domain-containing protein
Exons: 7
Coding region: 1-1866 (621 amino acids)
Biological process (GO): DNA-templated transcription
Molecular function (GO): zinc ion binding; DNA binding
Source: RefSeq, a predicted model, not a curated record